GUAACAAGAGUCAACCUGGCGUGAUUAAGCAAGCCGUAGAUACUGUUUUUUCAUAUAUCAGAAAUCACAAUGAAAAAGAAUUUCUACUCAGAGUAUCAUAUAUGGAAAUAUACAACGAAAAAAUAAAUGAUUUACUUGCCCCUGUUAAUAAGGAUCUUAAAAUUCACGAGGACAAACUUCAUGGCAUUCAUAUUCCUAGUCUCUCGGAGGUUGUAGUCACAAAACCUUCAGAAGUUAUGAAGGAGAUUUCGCGGGGUGAAUUAAAUCGUCAUACAGGUUCAACAAAUUGGAAUGAAAGAAGCAGCCGUUCACACACGCUAUUCAGAAUGGUGGUUGAAAGUUCUUCAAAAGAUUCUACACCGCGCCGAUUUUCACCAUCAUCCUCACAUAAGGCAUCAGGGUCUGUUUCUGUUUCUAAUUUAAUUGACUUGGCUGGGUCAGAAAAGGCAGCAAGUGAUGUUGAAAGAAGAAAAGAGGGAGCUUUUAUAAAUAAAAGUGGACACAUACCUUUUAGAGAUUCAAAAUUAACAAGAAUUCUUCAAAAUUCUCUUAUUGGGAAUGCAAGAAUUUCUGUCAUUUGUACAAUUUCUCCAUCUUCUGAGAAUAUAGAUGAAUCAGUUAAUACUCUUAAAUUUGCCUCUCGUGUCAAGGAAGUUGUUACUAAGGCCCAAACUAAUACA
Molecule: messenger RNA, 680 nt
Organism: Entrophospora candida
Lineage: Eukaryota; Fungi; Glomeromycota; Glomeromycetes; Entrophosporales; Entrophosporaceae
Source: the annotation of a GenBank genome assembly